Ostreobium quekettii is the source of this 690-nucleotide messenger RNA. NCBI's taxonomy places the organism in Eukaryota, Viridiplantae, Chlorophyta, Ulvophyceae, Bryopsidales, Ostreobiaceae. The record is from the annotation of a GenBank genome assembly.
AUGAAGUACCUUGACGUCCCGCACUUCGCGAGGCUCAACACCUUCCUCGACACAGUGGACGUGGGCAACUAUGUCGUGUGCGGAGGCCUGGAAGCCUAUUCCUGCAAGCUGGCCGGCCUGGACAAAAAGCUCUCCCGCAGCCUCGACGAAGAGAUACAGAUGGAGAGCCCACCCUCCGUGCUGGCGGAGUCGCCCGUGGGGCCGACCGGAGAGAGCGCCAGUCGAAAAACACUCAUCUACUUGAUACUCACUCUGAACCACGCAUUACCCGAUUACGAUUUCAGCCAGCUGAGGGCUCACCACUUCAAGAGGGAGUUGGACCUCUCCCUUCUUGAAGAAACAGUCCAACGCCACCUGUCGGAAAUCGCGAAGGUUUGGGAGAGCGCCCCCGAUGUGAAUGACCUCUCAUUCCUGGAGAGCGUGAGGAAAGCCAUUGAUGAGGCCAUUGAACUGAACAGCUGCGAGGUGUAUCAAUACAGGCCAGACGUGGACGCAGACUUGUUUGAUGAUGAGGGCAAGCUGUGGAGCUUUGCAUAUCUUUUCUACAAUAGGAAGCUCAAGCGCACUGUAAUGUUUGGCUGCCGAGGCGUCAGUAAGAUUGCCAGGAGAAAAUCAGCGACCCUGUGCUCGGACUCUUCUGACACAGAAAGCGACGUGGACUACGGCAUGGCAGCCGAGAUGGACGUUUAA